CUCUAAAAAUAGAGGAAAUACGAAAUGUCAUUGUCAUAUCGAAUUUUUGUCCUAAUAAGAUUUUUUUUGUGGAAUUGUUUUUCAAAGAUUCGAUAGGCCCCUAGGGGGUUCGAAAUAUCGUGUAGACAGUGCAAAAUGUCGGUGAGAGCUGUAGGCACGCGUAUACUAAAACAUGGUACAUCGCUCAUUCGUCACAUUUGCAACAAACGAAACAUCAACACUAUUACCGACAAAAUUAAUGCAGCUCAACAAGUUGCUCCCAAACCCAGAGAGUAUGUCGGCAAUCAAGUGAUCCAGAGAGGAUUCGGCUUGAGAAAUGUUGGUGUGCAAAUAGGGUUGCAAGCAAGACGAAUCCUCAUAGAUAACGUUCUGAACAGAGUCACCAAUAGCCUUGCAUCGGAUUUGAGGAAGCGAGCGGCUAGAAGGAUUUUUUAUGGAGAUUCUCGACCGUUUUUUGCAUUAGUUGGAGUUAGUUUGGCCUCCGGUACUGGAAUACUAACUAGGGAAGAAGAACUUGAAGGUGUUUGUUGGGAAAUAAGGGAAGCAGUGUCUAAAAUUAAAUGGCAUUACCAUGACGUCAAUUUGGAUGAAUCAAAAUUUGGAAAUACUCCUCUCACUCUCAACGACUUUUGCUUCGGUAAACCGAUAGCAAAAGGCUCAAAUGCAGUUGUUUAUGCUGCUAAAAUAUCUAGCGAACAAAGCAGUACAUCAUCUGAACCUGUAACAGGACCUAUCAAGGUUAAAACUGAGGAUAGCAGUGAUAUAACAAAAUUUCCUUUGGCAUUGAAGAUGAUGUUCAACUAUGAUAUUCAGUCCAACUCUAUGGCUAUUCUGAAGGCUAUGCAUAGAGAGACUGUGCCUGCUAGGUUGUAUUACAGCAAUGUUGAAAUUUCUGAUUGGGAAAAUGAAAUGUCCAUGAGAAAUAGACAAUUGCCACCUCAUCCAAAUGUUGUAGCAAUCUUUUCAGUCUUUACCGAUUAUGUUCCUGAGCUGGAAGACUGCAAGGGCUUGUAUCCAGCUGCUCUUCCUAAAAGAAUCCAUCCAGAAGGAGAGGGAAGGAACAUGUCUUUAUUUUUACUCAUGAAAAGGUAUAAUACCAAUCUGCAAGAUUUCAUAACCUCUUCCUCACCGUCCAAUAGAACUUCUAUUUUACUCUUCACUCAGCUGUUGGAGGGCAUCACACACUUAUCUAGACAUAGCAUUGCCCACCGUGACCUCAAAUCAGACAACAUUUUGUUGGACACCUCAGAACCGGAAACCCCAAUCCUGGUUAUCAGCGACUUUGGCUGCUGCCUCGCGGAUAAAUCUCAUGGGUUGACUUUGCCUUAUACUAGUUAUGAUGUCGAUAAAGGUGGAAAUACAGCUCUUAUGGCUCCAGAAAUCAUUGGUCAACAGCCAGGCACUUUCAGUGUCCUGGACUAUAGGAAAUCAGACUUGUGGGCUGCAGGUGCCUUGGGGUACGAGAUAUUUGGCCACGUCAAUCCCUUUUACGAGAAUCAGGAUCAACAAAAGUUGAGAAGCAUUGAUUAUGAGGAGAAAAAAUUGCCCCCUUUGUCGGAAGGAGUGCCUUUUAUUAUUAAGGCAUUGAUCGGGAAUAUUUUGCAGCGCAAACCUAAUAAGCGUCUCGAUCCGGAAGUAGCUGCAAAUGUAUGUCAGCUGUUUUUGUGGGCUCCAAGUUCAUGGCUCAAAUAUGACACAAAGUUGCCAUCAAGCGCCGAGAUCCUCCAAUGGUUGCUAAGCCUAACAACAAAGGUUCUGUGCGAAGUCAGAAUUAACAACGAAGCUUUUUCUCGGUCUGCGAGGUCAGAUCAAGACAAAGCUAGAUCAGAGGAAAAUACAAGAAGCGGUCGUAGGACUUAUCCCGAGUAUCUGCUGAUUUCUAGUUUUCUGGUGAGAGCCAAGAUAUCCAAUAUAAAAGCGGCUCUUUCCUGGAUUCAAAGUAGCAAUUAUGAGGUAGAUUACUGAUCAAUAUGGAUAUAUUAUACUGGAUAUUGGGUUGUAUACUUUUGAAUUGUCCUUUAGAUAUCUUUUAUUUAUUACCCUCAAGUAUUUUUAGGUUUCAUGAGUUGUUGUAUUCAAAGAUAGACUGUUGAAAUGUGAUUUAUGGUUGAAAAAAAUUGAGUUAUUUAGUAUUUUAAAAUUGAAAUGUUCAAGAACAUGUAAAGUGAAAAGGAAAUAUUGAUUGAUAAAUAAAUUUUAGUUUAUUUU
Leptinotarsa decemlineata (Colorado potato beetle) is the source of this 2208-nucleotide messenger RNA. RefSeq names its product PTEN-induced putative kinase 1 (gene Pink1). Gene Ontology annotation, cellular component: mitochondrion. NCBI's taxonomy places the organism in Eukaryota, Metazoa, Arthropoda, Insecta, Coleoptera, Chrysomelidae. The record is from RefSeq and is a predicted model, not a curated record. Gene Ontology annotation, molecular function: ATP binding; protein serine/threonine kinase activity. Gene Ontology annotation, biological process: regulation of apoptotic process; protein phosphorylation; positive regulation of mitochondrial fission.